AUGAAAAGUGUUUUCCACUACAUGAGUCAAUUUAAAAGGACAAAAUUAAUAAUGAAACAAGCAAUUAUUCCCAAGAAACCGGAGGCCACUGCUGUAGAUGCUUUCAGGCCGAUAGGUUUGCAAAAUUGCAGCAUCAAAAUUAUUGCCAAGGCUCUGACAAGAAGACUUCAGAAAGAAAUUGGAAAGCUAAUUGAUCUCAACCAAUCAGGCUUCCUCAAAGGGCGGUCUAUUUCUGAGACAUUCGUUUUUGCGGCUGAAUUGGUACAAACCUGCAAGAAGAGGAAGCUGCCAGCUUUGGUUCUGAAACUAGACUUUGCAAAGGUCUUCGACACAGUAAAUUGGGUUGGGCUGGAUCUUGUUUUGCAAGCCCAGGGCUUCUCUGUCAAGUGGAGGAAUUGGAUUCAGUCUAUUCUGUCUUCUUCCAGAUCUGCUGUGCUCGUAAAUGGUUGCCCGGGCCCAUGGAUCUCUUGUAAACAGGGACUCCGACAGGGAGACCCGUUGUCACCAUAUCUAUUCCUUCUUGUUGCCGACACCCUUCAAGCUCUGAUCAAGAAAUAUGCACAAGAAAUCAAACACCCGAUAGAUAGCUCAGCCCAUUGCGCCAUGCUUCAGUAUGCCGAUGACAUGCCUAUUGUCAUCAAGGGAGAACUCCGUGGACUGACAAUCCAUUUUGCGGCAGCAACUGGACUGACAAUCAACUACAACAAAACACAGUAG
Molecule: messenger RNA, 717 nt
Organism: Miscanthus lutarioriparius
Lineage: Eukaryota; Viridiplantae; Streptophyta; Magnoliopsida; Poales; Poaceae
Source: the annotation of a GenBank genome assembly